AGUACACGAUGGAAGUUAGUGCCGGGCGCUCGUGUCUGAGGCAGCUUCGCGAGUGAUGUCGCAGCAUGGUCGCUGCUCGUGCCUUGUUGUGGUGCCUGUGCCUUGCCGCUUUCGGGACGGUGGACGCCGCCAAACACCGCAACCACCAUCCCGUCAACUCAAGACAUAAACAUUCGGAAUUCGUUAAAGGAAAAAUAUGCAUCGGAACGAACGGUCGAAUGUCAGUCCCGUCGAAUCGCGACACCCACUACCGGAAUCUUCGCGAUCGCUUCACCAACUGUACCUACGUAGACGGGAACCUCGAGCUGACAUGGCUGGAGAACGAGUCAAUGGAUUUGUCGUUCCUGAAGUACAUACGAGAGGUGACAGGUUACGUCCUAAUAUCGCAUGUGAAAGUUCACAAAAUCGUCCUGCCCCAGCUGCAAAUAAUUCGUGGGCGGACUCUUUUCAAAUUGAACGUGAGAGAAGAAGAAUUCGCACUCUUGGUUACUAUGUCCACGGCUUUCACCCUGGAGUUACCGGCUCUACGAGAUGUACUCCAAGGAAGCGUGGGUAUAUAUAGUAACUUUAAUCUUUGCCACGUCAAAACUAUUAAUUGGGACGAAAUAAUAUCAGGACCUAACGCAAGUUACGUUUACGUUUAUAAUUUUGCCACUCGGGAAAGGGAAUGCCCGCGUUGUCACCCAGCCUGCAAGAUGGGCUGCUGGGGAGAAGGUAUUGAAAAUUGCCAGAAAUUCUCUAAAACAAUUUGCAGUCCACAGUGUGCGCAGGGACGCUGCUUUGGACCCAAUCCGAGAGACUGUUGUAAUACGUUCUGUGCAGGUGGAUGCACCGGCCCAUUGCCCACUCAAUGUCUAGCUUGCCGAAACUUUUACGAUGAAGGAACAUGCUCACAAGAAUGCCCUUCAAUGCAAAUAUACAAUCCCACCACUUAUUCGUGGGAGCCUAACCCCAAUGGAAAAUAUGCAUACGGUGCGACAUGUGUAAGGAAUUGCCCUGAGCAUCUCUUAAAAGAUAACGGCGCUUGUGUUCGAAGCUGCCCUCCGAAUAAAACUGCCGUGAAUGGAGAAUGUAUACCUUGCGUUGGUACUUGUCCCAAGACUUGUCGAGCUGAAAAACCAAUUCAUUCCGGAAACAUUGAUUCCUUUAAAGACUGUACUAUAAUAGAUGGUUCUAUUGAAAUUUUGGAAAUGACAUUUACUGGAUUCCAGCAAGUGAAUCAGGACUAUUCUUUUGGUGAACGAUAUCCAAAAAUGGAACCAGAUGCUUUAGAAGUAUUCAGCACUGUUCGCGAAGUCACCGGCUAUCUAAAUGUUCAAGCACAUCAUCCGAAUUUCACAAGUCUAUCUUACUUCCGGAACCUAGAAGUAAUAGGAGGACGCCAAGUCGUUGAAAACCUAUUUGCAUCUCUCUACAUAGUCAAAACAUCUUUGAAGUCUCUCGGAUUAAAAUCCUUGAAGAAAGUUAACUCAGGUGCAAUAGCCAUAAUGGAAAACAGAAAUCUUUGUUACGCUGACAAAAUAGCAUGGAAUAAACUUGUGAAAUCUAAGGACCAUAAACAGAUCAUACAGAAGAACGGCGAUCCAAGACAGUGUGAAAAAAACAAUUUGGUAUGUGAUCCACAAUGCUCUGCGGAUGGGUGCUGGGGCCCGGGGCCUGAUCAGUGCCUCUCCUGUCAAAACUACAAUUUCGGCGAAAUCUGUAUCGAUAACUGCAGCGUUCAUCCAGGAUUGUACAAGGCUGACCACAAAAGCUGUAAGCAAUGUCACUCGGAGUGCCUUGACGGAUGCACUGGAGCAAGUCGGGCGAACUGCACCUCCUGUAAGCAUGUCCGAGAUGGCCCUUACUGUGUUGCCCAGUGUCCUGAAUCAAGAUAUGCCUCAGAAAAUGGAACGUGUCACCCAUGUCAUCCUAAUUGCAAUAAUGGUUGCACGGGUCCUGCGAACACUGUCGGAGAAGGCGGAUGUAAUUCCUGCAAUAAAGCUAUAAUAAGUGUUGAAGCCACAGUUGAAAGCUGUCUCAAGGAAGACGAACCGUGUCCAGACGGGUAUUAUAACGAGUGGGUCGGUAACGUUAAACCUUUAGAAGGAAAAGUGAAAAUAGCGUGCAGAAAAUGCCAUCCCCUAUGUAUUAAAUGUGUAGGAUUUGGAAUCCAUGAACAAGUAUGUCAAGUAUGUAACGGUUUCAAAAGAGGGGAUCAAUGUGAGGAUGAGUGUCCAUCAGAUCAUUUCACUGAUGAAAUCGGCAGAAAUUGUACACCUUGUCACUCAGAAUGUAAAGGCUGUACUGGACCUGGUCCCACAGAUUGCAUCAAAUGUAAAAAUCUAAAGAUAUUCUUGGGUGGUUCUGAUGCGAGCGACGAAAACGCUCCAUUCAACUGCACUGAUACAUGUCCAGAUAAUAUUCCUAAUAAAAUAUAUUUUGAUGAACAAUUACAAGACCCAAUCGAAGAGCCGUAUUGUUCUGAACACGCCAAUGAUAUCCCAACCGCAACUGCAAGAACAUCAACAGUUUUAGUUAUAAUUCUGGUCAUAGCUUCCUUGUUCUUGGCGGUUCUUGCCAUAAUUGGAUAUAAUUUCCGUCAAAAAGCAAAAGCAAAGAAAGAAGCUGUCAAAAUGACGAUGGUGUUGACAGGGUGUGAAGACAACGAACCACUGCGUCCAACUAACGUCAAACCAAAUCUUGCCAAAUUAAGAAUAGUAAAGGAAGCUGAGCUUCGCAGGGGUGGUAUGUUAGGAUUUGGUGCUUUUGGAAAAGUAUACAAGGGCGUAUGGGUUCCUGAGGGAGAAAACGUUAAAAUACCUGUCGCUAUAAAAGUGCUAAAAGAGACAACAGGUGCGAACACUAGUAAAGAAUUUUUAGAAGAAGCUUACAUAAUGGCUAGCGUCGAACAUCCAAACCUAUUACAACUUCUAGCUGUAUGCAUGACCAAUCAAAUGAUGCUCAUCACUCAGUUAAUGCCGUUGGGGUGCUUAGUUGACUAUGUGAGAACACAUAAAGAGAAAAUAGGAUCGAAAGCAUUCCUUAACUGGUGCACACAAAUAGCUAGAGGAAUGGCAUACUUAGAAGAAAAAAGAUUAGUGCACAGGGAUUUGGCAGCCCGUAAUGUUUUAGUACAAACUCCCAACUCAGUUAAAAUAACUGAUUUUGGACUAGCCAAGCUAUUAGAUAUAAAUGAAGACGAGUACAAAGCAGCUGGAGGUAAAAUGCCAAUAAAAUGGUUGGCACUAGAAUGUAUACAACAUAGAAUUUUCACCCACAAAAGUGAUGUUUGGGCUUUUGGUGUUACAAUUUGGGAGAUUCUCAGUUAUGGCGCCCGACCUUACGAGAAUAUCUCAGCACGAAAUGUACCCGAACUAAUUGAAAAUGGAUUGAAAUUACCGCAACCGAGUAUUUGCACGUUGGACAUUUAUUGUGUUAUGGUAUCAUGUUGGAUGUUAGAUGCGGAUAGCAGACCGACCUUCAAACAACUAGCUGAUACAUUCGCUGAAAUGGCGAGAGACCCUGGUAGAUAUCUUGUUAUUCCUGGAGACAAGUUUAUGCGCCUUCCAUCCUACUCGACACAGGUAGAUGAAAAGGAAAUGAUAAGAAAUUUGUCAUCGGCUAUGGAAGGUCCAGAAUCACUAGUUGAUGCCGACGAAUAUCUACAACCUAAAUUCAAAAGUAUGACAGGUACAGUGACGACCAACUCCGCUCUCAGUGCGGGCAUGGAAACCCAAACCAGCUCACUGAAACCCUGUACAUCUUCUUCGUGGCCUAAUAAUGCUGGUCAAGACGGGGUCCCCGACCCAUCUACUAAGCCUGAAAAUUGGGAUCACGAAAUGUUGCGAUACAACAAUCAACUGAAUCCCGAUGGCUCAGAAGUACGUCAUUACUAUAAUAACGGCGUAUGCGCGUCUGACACUUCGAGUUCGAGAUAUUGCAGCGAUCCUAUGAAAACGAGAACCGAAGUAUCUUUGGAAGAUAACUUCGACGGCAUGUCCAAGGCAAAAGAAGCUCAAGUCGGUAAUUUAAAACUGAACUUACCGUUGGACGAAGAUGACUACUUGAUGCCUUCCCCACAACAUACUCAGAACGCUUCGACGUAUAUGGAUCUGAUCAGCGAAGGCUGCGAAGGACAAGACGUUAACGACAUCCGUUUCGGGGAAUUCGUGAGUUCUAAACGUUGCAUCGACAACCCUGAAUACUUAAUGUCAGAAGAAAGCGUACCGCCUCAGACGUUGGGUAUCCCGACCGAACCAGUUCCACUGGAGUCACUGUCCGCGAGCGAAGAAAGCGCCGAUACCACACCUCGUCCAGGUACUAGCAAUUAUAUGCCGCAGCGUUCUGUAGAGGAGGAGUCCAUGUCAGACCACGAGUACUACAAUGAUCUGCAACGAGAGCUCCAACCUCUACGACGGAAUGAAACGACCGUCUGAAUGCAAUUACACAGCACACGAUCCAUUUGCAAUUAAUCUGUACUACACCAUCUCCGACCAGGAAUGUUACCACCGUUGCUAUGAUCAUCUGGGUUUAAAUAUGAGUUGUGUGGAUUUGAUAAUUAUUAUAACAUUUAAUUGUGCGCGUCGCAUCUGUCUAGCGUCUAGCAGAGUAUUGUAAUUUCUCUUAUCUCAAUUGUUUAUGGGCAAGAGCGCGCGCGCAAAUCCCGUGCCAUUGGACGAUGGCUAGUGUUGGAUCGAUCGUAGUCUAAAGAGAAUUUAUACUAACAUAGGAAAACCAAUUUGUUAAUUUGUUUAUAAUCAUUAAUAUUUUUUUUGUAAAGAUACUGUUAAAACUUUAUGAUUUGUAAAAAAUAUAUAUAAUUUCUAUAGUGUGUUUUGUACACCUAACAAAAGAUUUAAGUUAUUUAUUAAUUUAGUUUAAGAAUGGCUAUGUUUAGUUCUCUCGGAUGCUAUUUGUUUAGCUUAAAGAGCAUUAUUUUUAUUUUAAAACUGUGAUAAUUAGUUUAAUUUCGAUACAUUGCGGACCAGUGAUUUUUUUUUAUUAUGUCCACUGUCUGAAAAUUAUGUGAAUAAGCAUUUUGCACUUUACAUAAAUGAAUACAGAUAGAUAGAAAAAUGCAAAUAAAAAUACAGCGUAUUAAAGUACUGAUUUUUUUUUGAGUUUACUGUAACAUUGCAAAAUGUUUAGAAUUACAGUAAGACCCCGCUUAGCUUAUUCUUUAGCUAGAUAUAGCGUAAUAUUAUACAGCGUUAUACGAGAUUUUCUCGUCAUGCAAAUAAUGUAAAGUUAGGAAAGACGGGUUCCUAAUCGUCUUUAUGGUCAAAUAUUUUACCAUUCAGUUUAUAGAUUAUGUAUUUUAUAACAGUAAAACAAAAAUGUAUUUCUUACAAAUAUAGAAACAUAAUAAACGAAUAUACUAUAUAUAAAUAUAUAAACAAAAUUCUAAGUAUCUUUCCAUUUCAGGCCAUUCUUCUCUUCAGUAUUUCCAAUUUUCUGCCUUAAGAAUAUUGUUUAUUGUUGAAGUUUCCAAAUCUCCGAUUGACGUUGACCAGUAUCUAAUCUUUUAAUCCAUUGCAUCUUAGUUUCUGGUGAAAUUCUUUUUCUUGUUGCUUUAUCUUCGCAUUUAAUUAUUACCCAACAUAAAAACUUCAAAUCAUAAUAUUUGUUAGUAUAUCAAUUGUCAUAUUGUAUAAAUUUAUACUUACAAUAACGUCAAGAAAUGUUUGAUACGAUAAAAAUACGUUCCAAUAACACCACAGGAAAGAAGAAACACAGAUAAAUAGCUUCGAAUAUCGGAAAGCCUCACGCUGCGUGCAAUUUCGAGGAAUCCCACAAUUUAGAUAAAAUAGCGUUAAACCGAAAAAGCGCUAAACGAAACAGCAUCAAGCUGGGUCUUACUGUUAUUAUUUUGUUUUUACAUUCCAUAAUACCUUCAUAGUGGAACAAAGAUAUGCGUUUUCUCGUAAACAAUUUUACUGUAAGAGAAGCGACUAAUUCCAUUAAAAUUAAUUCCAUAAUAAAUAUAAGAGCACUAAGUCUUGCCUUGCAAGUUCAAAAUGUAUAAUAAUAAUCGAGUCACUGAAUAUUGCCGUGAGCCGCUACUAAGCCUAGUUUACUUUUCGUAAGUGUAUAUUAUAUAGCAAAGAUAAAAUGACAUUGAUUUAUCGGAAAUACAAUUUCGAAGCACAAAACGAGCUCAAAUUAUUUCCAUGCUAAUGCAAUUUAAACAUAGUUUUAGUCGUGUAUUUGAUUUAAGUCCUCGUUUGCCAUGUAACAUGUAAAUACCGAUUAUGUUUGUAAAUAAAAUAUAUGUAUAUAUUAAGUGUUCACAGCAACUUUAGUGAACACAAUCAGCUGUUUUUUAGUUUAGUUAAGCCUCGUUCUUUCAUACACAUCACAUUCUAGUACUUAACGUUGUGAUAAAUUCGAAUUAUAAUAUAAAACGCAGGUCGAUUUGUAGAAAUUGUUAUGUCGUAACGUGAAAUUCAACGAGGUUAUAUUUAAAUACAUUAUAAAUUCUAAUCGAAUAGCUAUUUUUGUUCUAAAUUUAAGUGUGCCAUUAAAUAGAUAAACAUUUUUUUUUUAUUCAUCGUUGUAAUUUCGUUCAACGUGUUCUUAAUUCGACUACUUUUCUAGUAUAGUAAAACCUUUCGAAAUAUAAUAUUAAUUACUUUUAUUGGGUACAUAAUAUAGUUUUAACGUCAUAACGUUAAAUAUUCUUAAAAACACGUUGAAUGAUCCAUUCCAUGUUGCGUUUUGUGGUAUGAAAUAUUGAAUAUUAAAUUAAGAUUUUUUACAUGGCUAACAUUGUUUUCUGUGUAGAUAAAUUAUAGGUAUCGUGUACCUUAAUAAAUGGAGAAAAGUAAA
Bombyx mandarina (wild silkworm) is the source of this 6810-nucleotide messenger RNA. It is a transcript of the gene Egfr, whose product is annotated as epidermal growth factor receptor. NCBI's taxonomy places the organism in Eukaryota, Metazoa, Arthropoda, Insecta, Lepidoptera, Bombycidae. The record is from RefSeq and is a predicted model, not a curated record. Gene Ontology annotation, biological process: neurogenesis; multicellular organism development; positive regulation of cell population proliferation. Gene Ontology annotation, molecular function: transmembrane receptor protein tyrosine kinase activity; ATP binding. Gene Ontology annotation, cellular component: plasma membrane; signaling receptor complex; basal plasma membrane.